This is a messenger RNA of Rodentolepis nana, 1149 nucleotides long. The record is from the annotation of a GenBank genome assembly. Lineage: Eukaryota; Metazoa; Platyhelminthes; Cestoda; Cyclophyllidea; Hymenolepididae.
AUGGAUCUUUUAAAAUACUCUGUGAGUUAUCGUGAUUUGUCCUGCGCUUUAUCUCAAAAUGAUGUUGACAGUGUGAAUGGCUGGUUAUCCGACAAUAUUAUCCAGUUCUUUGGCGAAUUACUAGAAAAAAAUUUCAAAAUGACGAAUUCUACAUCGAAUAUCCAUUUUCUUCACCCGAUUGCCUCCAAUUAUCUUCGUAUUGAUUCCAAAGCUGUUCUCGAUUACUUUACGUUUGCUGAAAAUGAUUGGAUAUUGUGUCCAAUUCACGACUCUAAUGAUUAUCAUCCACAAGGAAGUCAUUGGUCUCUUUUAGUGAUAUCGGUGGAUCUGAAAAUAUCAUUUUAUCUUGAUUCAAGGCUCCCUACUCAAAUCAUGAACUUCAUUUCCGAUAGCGGGUUACAUCCGUCUUUGAAGUGGAGUCAAGAUGAUAGUAAAGUGUACAUUGCUGUCAGACUAUCCGAUGUUGAGAAUCCCACUUUACAAAUUGGCAACAAAUCAAUCAGUUUUCGAACCACUGGGGUGGGAGCCAGUGGUCUAGGGGAGUACUCCUUCUCAUUGGACCUCUUCAGUUCUGUUGACGGUGAGCGCGAACGCCAAAUGAGACGUGCUGAAGAAAUGGCACGUGAGCAAUAUGAGGAAUUCUUCAAAUUUUUGACGAAUCCCCUGGUUCUUUACCUUCUUGUUUACAACAUAUUCCAAUGGGCUGGGUUCAUAUACGUUUUUGGCAUCCUGGUUCGUGGUUGGUGGGUCGAAGGAGAUGACGUUAAAUCAAAGGCUUUUGAUUUGGUUGCGGAUCGACUCAUUAUUUUGCAGUUAGCAGCCUUUCUUGAAAUCGCUCAUGUUCUACUGAAGUGGGUGAAAGGUAAGGUCCUACCAACAAUCAUACAGGCAAGCAAACUCAUCAUUUUGUCCAUGCCAAUGCUGCAGGAAUCCCGAAGAUUCAGCAUUGAAAUGCCAAAUAUCGCCAACUUUGCCUUCGAUUUUCCCACUUUCCUCCAUGUCUACAUCCUCCUUAUGCUUCCUGCGUUCUUCAUCCAAAUGCAGAGAAUGUACCAACAACGACGAAGGAAAUAUAUGCCUGGGUUAGCGGCAAAAUUAGCUCGUAGACGUCGGGCCCUGGAACAAACAAAGAGACAGGCUCUGCAUUAA